UAUUUUAUCUCAUUUCCAUGAAGUUUAGUGCAAAUAUGCAUCAUUCUCUUAUCUUACUAUAAAGGUAACACAUAACAAGUGUCUUUUUCCACUUAAUGAGCAUAUUAGUCGGCCAUGAUUGGACUGCUGUGUUUUAUUGUGUAUUCGUGCAUUUGUGCUGCGUAUGGAGAGACAGACUGCUCCACUUUGCCCAAUGGUCAUUAUAACAUAGGAUGCAAAGUUUUCGACGUUUGUACCAACCACGUGCUAACAACAGUAGAAUGUGUGCCGGGUAAAGUCUACAAUAACGUUACCAGGAGAUGCGACGAUGAACGUGUCGUGGCACCCCCUUGCGGUCGCGUGAGGGACUGUUCCACUAGAGCUGACGGAUCUUAUCCUGACCUCUUAUUGAACUGUACAUCCUAUUUCACAUGCAGCCAUCAUAUCUACUUCGGACACAACUUCUGUACACCAGGUACAGUGUUUGAAAAGACAUUGGGUACAUGCGUGUGGCCUGAUGACGCCUACAGACCAUGUGGAAACAAAGUUUGAAAUGAUUUGAACAUUGAAAAAUAGAAUUUCUGAGUUAC
Messenger RNA from Mercenaria mercenaria, 569 nucleotides. RefSeq lists its product as uncharacterized. The record is from RefSeq and is a predicted model, not a curated record. Gene Ontology annotation, cellular component: extracellular region. Gene Ontology annotation, molecular function: chitin binding. NCBI's taxonomy places the organism in Eukaryota, Metazoa, Mollusca, Bivalvia, Venerida, Veneridae. The transcript is spliced from 4 exons. Bases 115 to 531 code for a protein of 138 amino acids.